AUAAGUGACAAUUCCAAAGAAGCCUUCAUGAAAUCUAUAAAAAUAAAAAAACUCUUGGAGAUGUUGACACAGUAGCAUUCAGAGGAAAAACAUACAAAAGCAGGUUGAUAGACAGCUGCACCAGUUUGUCUGACUAAAAAAAAGCUUUAUUGACAAAAGCUGGAAACUAAAAAACAGCAAACAUGAUGAUAAUGCUAUUUUAAUUCACGUUUUUGUCCUAAUUUAUUGAAGAGUCUUUUACAAAAAUAUGGUUUGAAAUAAAAUGUGUUCAAUUCAAACUGAUCUCUUCACUUAGUGUGUCCUCAAAAAAGUAAAUUUAUAAUUAAAAACAUAUUCUUGCUAUUUUUAAGAGACACAUAUUUAUAAACAAAAACAAAAUGUAUCCUCAGGCUAAUCAUAUAUGCUUCACUUUGAGGGAAUUCAUUUUGAAGUGAUUCUAAUGGAAAUAAAGUGGGUGAUGGCUCCCCCUUGUGGUUUACGUCUGAACGACAUGUAGCCUCCUGCUAAACUAUGAGCGCCAGAUGGCGCUGUAAAUGUGGAGCUGACAUGCAACAGGUCUUCCACAACAGCUGCAGGACUUCAAGGGAAAGCCACAAUUCAGGAGGGAUGCAAAGUGCUUAAAGAUACAGUUAAAUCUGCAUUAGUGUCAUUAUCUGCGGACUCCCGCGAGCUGCUGCUCUGCAGCCGCCACGCGCAAGUUCCUCCUGGACACCACAUGGCUGUUCACGAUCUGAUUCCUCCAGUCACUCAGUUUCAUCAUUUUGCGUUGCACUUAUCAUAAGAAAGUAAUCAGGUGUAGCUGAGACAGGAGAAGAGCAUUUAAACUGGUCCCUCCGGAGAUGCUCGAUUGCGUCUCUGCGCACGUCCGUCUCCCGAUGCGCCACCAGUGGACGUCCUUGUUCCGCCUGGUGUCACCCCUCGGAAUGAGUUUCCCUCAAGUGAUGCCAAGCAAGAUCCGAAAGUGAGAGGGCGGAGGAGAAGGAGAAAGGGGGUUGAAAAGACCUGCAUGAGGAGUGGGGCUUGCAUUAAGGACAUGAACGACUCUGAAAUCCAGCCGAUCCUCUUUUUACGCACGAGCUUUGCGCGCCAAUCAAAGUGUUUUGUUUUGAUUUGAAUUAUUUAUUGUUUCCAGCGGGACCUGCGAUGAUGAGGGCCGUGCACGCCGUGCUGCUCGCCGCCUCCCUGUGGUGCCGGAGCGCGUUUGGCGGAUACGGCAUCGGUCUGUUCGCGGCCCAGACCUCUCCUCCAGACCCCUGCUACGACGAGCACGGCAACCCGCGGCGCUGCAUCCCGGACUUCGUCAACGCCGCCUUCGGGAAAGAGGUUAAGGUGUCCAGCACCUGCGGGAAGACGCCCAGCCGCUACUGCGUGGUGACAUCCGCGGAGAAGGGCGAAGAGAGGACCAGGAACUGCCACAGCUGCGACGCGUCCGACCCCAAGAAGUAUCACCCACCCGCAUACCUGACGGAUCUCAACAACCCGCACAACCUCACCUGCUGGCAGUCCGAGAACUUCAUCCAGUACCCGCAAAACGUCACCCUGACUCUGUCGCUUGGCAAGAAGUUCGAGGUCACCUACGUGAGCCUGCAGUUCUGCUCCCCGCGUCCCGAGUCCAUGGUGAUUUACAAAUCCAUGGAUAAUGGCAAAACCUGGGUGCCCUUCCAGUUUUACUCCACGCAGUGCAGAAAAAUGUACAACAAGCCCAACCGGGCCGUGAUCACCAAGCAGAACGAGCAGGAAGCCGUGUGCACGGACUCCCACACGGACAUGUACCCUCUGACCGGAGGCCUGAUCGCCUUUAGCACGCUGGAUGGCAGACCGUCCGCGCACGACUUCGACAACUCCCCGGUGCUGCAGGACUGGGUGACCGCCACGGACAUCAAGGUGGUCUUCAGCCGCCUGCACACGUUCGGCGACGAGAACGAGGACGACUCGGAGCUGGCCCGGGACUCCUACUUCUAUGCCGUGUCGGACCUGCAGGUCGGGGGCAGAUGCAAGUGCAACGGACACGCGUCACGGUGCGUGAAGGACCGCGAUGGGAGCCUGGUGUGCGACUGUAAGCACAACACGGCCGGGCCGGAGUGCGACAGGUGCAAGCCGUUCCACUACGACAGACCGUGGCAGAGAGCCACGGCCAGGGAGGCCAACGAGUGCGUGGCCUGCAACUGUAACCUUCACGCCAGACGGUGUCGUUUCAACAUGGAGCUGUACAAACUGUCGGGGAGAAAGAGCGGAGGAGUCUGCCUCAACUGUCGGCACAACACAGCUGGCCGUCACUGUCACUACUGCAAGGAAGGCUUCUACAGAGAUCUGUCAAAACCAAUCUCACACAGGAAAGCAUGCAAAGCAUGUGAUUGCCAUCCCGUGGGUGCUGCUGGCAAAACCUGUAACCAAACCACAGGACAAUGUCCCUGUAAAGAUGGCGUCACUGGUAUCACGUGCAACCGCUGUGCUAAAGGGUACCAGCAGAGCCGCUCGCCCAUUGCCCCCUGCAUAAAGAUUCCAGUUUCCCCUCCAACGACUCCAGCGAGCAGCACAGAGGAAGCUUCUGAUUGUGAAUCUUACUGCAAGGCAUCAAAAGGCAAACUGAAAAUCAACAUGAAGAAGUACUGCAAGAAAGAUUAUGCUGUCCAGGUGCACAUCUUGAAGGCAGACAAAAUGGGCGAAUGGUGGAAAUUCACGGUCAACAUCAUCUCCGUCUACAAGCAGGGCGAGAGCCGCAUCCGCCGCGGGGACCAGUUUUUGUGGGUCCGCGCCAAAGACGUGGCCUGCAAAUGUCCCAAGAUCAAACCUGGGAAAAAGUACCUGCUGCUCGGGAACGACGAGGUCUCCCCAAGCCAGAGCGGCGUGGUGGCGGACAAAGGCAGCCUGGUCAUCCAGUGGAGAGACACAUGGGCGCGCAGACUCAGAAAGUUUCAGCAGCGCGAGAAGAAAGGCAAAUGCAAGAAGCCCUAAGCGAUACAGCUGGAGGAAUAAGAGUAAAAAGUGAUUGAGGGUGAGAGAAAGAGACAGACCCACGGACACCGCUGCUUUUUUGUGUAGAAGCAUGAAGAGAAUUAUUUAGGAUGUUUUAUGUUUUUCCUAUAGUGAACUUUUGUUGAAGGAGCUCACCUCACAGAUUUAGUUUUUAUGGUUUCUUCUACUCUGACAUUCGUCUCUCUUGUGGAUUUGCCGAAUUUGCACCUAUUACCACUAUAUAACGUUAUUUUAUGUGUUUUUGUUAUUCCUGUAUAAAACAAUUAAUGUUCUAAUUUCAUGGACAUCUGCUAUUUCUGAGCAAAAAUGAUGGAAACCACUUAAAUAAUGCUGCAAUAAUGCUUCUGCAUUUUUUUCUAAGAAGCAGUUGUGGUUCCAGGACCAGCAUUUGUGCUGGUAAAUUUACUAAAAUUGUACCUUUAGCUGUACAGUAAGUGUCUAAACGUUAUUUCUUUCAUAUUCAGAUGGAUCUGCAGCUAAUUUUGGAUUCUUUUCUGAUUUGGAAUUUGAAAGUAGGAAAAGAAUGGUGUAAAAAACUAAAAGGUGGCAAAAUUGUUCUUUUUUUGGGGGUGUAUUUUUCCCUAAUUUAAGCGCACAUUUUAGACCCAUUUGACAAGCUUCUCUAUACCUGAGCAGUAAAAAUAAAAACAAAUUUGCCUGAGUAUAAUUUUUAGCUGCAAUGUUUAGUUCACAAAAGUGCUGCUUACGGUACUGUGUUCCUUUUUCAGUGUUUUACUUUUGGGUGCAUUGGACAGCACUGAUUUAGCUCACAGUACUUACUGUGACUUUUUUUCUCCUCUGUUUUAAGAAAAUCUGUAGUUUGAACAAAAACUUCAAGGAAAAGAAGCCAGUCAUACUCUAAAGACAAUAAUAUGAAACUGACUAGUUAUUUGCCAUUGAGUAAAUGCGGCCAAUAAGUGGAUAAAAAUGAGUUUUUAGUGACUAUUUUAGAAGCAAUAGCAUUCCUGUUUUAUGAUAAGUUGAUUAUGGUUGUGCAGGUUUAUCACUUUGAAAUAUGGAUGCAAGCUACAAGAACUGCAAACAUUGUGCCACGAGUGCUGAUGGAAUUACAAAAAACAAGACUUAACUGACCUUCAUCAUGUACAGCAGCUACACAUUUAUCCUCUUGAAAUGUGUGUUUACUUCAAAAGGAUGAAUGAGAACAGAAAAAAGGUAUUGAAUUGUAAAAAAAAAAAGAUAUGAUUUUUGACUUCCACCACCACAUGAGGUUUGCUGUUAAGAUAUCUUUCGUUUUUCCGUGCACGAAUGUACAUAGACUUUAAGGAGACGGUGUGUCCAAUCAGGUGCUGCAAUCUGCUGUUGACACGCCAUGGGAGUUUUCUUCACUUCAACAGUAGCACAAUAAAAACUAGGUUCAACUGCAGCAACUCAACCCCGUUUUACCUUAAAGACGCACUCCGAUCAUCUUUUGAGCAAUUGUUCCCAAUGAUCUUUUAAUUAUGAUUAUGCCGUUUUUAGGCAAAAAUAAAUUUGUACAAAAAAAACGGAUGUUUUCUAGAAUAUAGUUUCUGCAGAGUGACAGUAGGUCAUUAGAAAUUCACCUAUGAGUUGUAGGCGGAACGAUUGGCGAGGAGCAACCCUGCCCCCUCCGUUGCUGAGCAGAGCAGGGAGCUUGUGGCCGACCCAGCGCAUUUUCUACGCAACGAACAGGCACUUUUUCAAACUCCAUUUUAUUGUCUGCUUCUGAGUCACAGCAAUUUGAAUAAAGAAAUACUCAGAAAUGCAAUUUUAAGCAUAAA
Molecule: messenger RNA, 4736 nt
Organism: Oryzias latipes (Japanese medaka)
Lineage: Eukaryota; Metazoa; Chordata; Actinopteri; Beloniformes; Adrianichthyidae
Gene: ntn1a
Product: netrin 1a
Biological process (GO): dendrite development; tissue development; animal organ morphogenesis
Cellular component (GO): basement membrane
Molecular function (GO): protein binding
Source: RefSeq, a predicted model, not a curated record